GAGAUAUGGGGUUCUAUAGGGGCUAACAGUGUCUGCCCCAUAGCUGCGUCCCGCUGUGGGUCGGAGCUCGAGGCAUCGAGUUUGAUUGGAGACACGUGCAGAUGGGGCUGGACUCCAACAUCAGCCUGGUUCGUCACGUGGCCGCGGCGUCGCUCCUUUGGGCCUCGGGUCGCCAUGAGCUGCCACCGAAACUCCGGCUCCCAUUGGCUGGAAUGUUGGUGGGCGUGGCCUACGAGGGAUUCCUGAUUGGCUGGCUGUCCCAGUUCCUGUCGUUGGGUCCCUGGGGUUCUCUCGGUUUCCGCGCUUUGGGGGCCGCCAUCUUGGGGCUGGGGGCGCUCCGCCUCCUCGUCCCUCUACUGCCGCCCACGUGACUUCCGCCGGAAGUCCCGCCCCCAUCAUCAACACGGAAGUCUCGCGCCCCCCCUCACCACGGCGGAACCCGGAAGUCCCACCCCCCAGUCAACAACGUGAUGAUUGGAUGCCAACCGGAAGUCCCGCCCCUUCCCGGAAGUAAACCCCACCCCCAAAUAAAAGGCCUUUAAUGUUGA
Messenger RNA from Coturnix japonica (Japanese quail), 548 nucleotides. The record is from RefSeq and is a predicted model, not a curated record. Lineage: Eukaryota; Metazoa; Chordata; Aves; Galliformes; Phasianidae.